UCAAGCCAAAAUGAAGUUAAUGAGGUUGCUAGUAUAGAAACUCCCAGUGAUCUUUUUUCUCAACAAAUGCCUGCCAUUUCAAUUACCUGUAAUGGAAUAUCCAAGAGGCGUCCACAUGAAACAUUAUCAAUACCUAGUACUGCUUUUGAACAAGCAUUAAACUUAUAUGUUAGGUUACAAUUUGACCACUGGGAACAUGUAAAUUUAGUCUUAUUAGCAUACGAAUAA
Messenger RNA from Cetraspora pellucida, 228 nucleotides. NCBI's taxonomy places the organism in Eukaryota, Fungi, Glomeromycota, Glomeromycetes, Diversisporales, Gigasporaceae. The record is from the annotation of a GenBank genome assembly.